AUGUGCGAUCUUUGUCGAUGUCUUCAAAAAUUUUCACUCAUACCAAUUGGAUAUACGGAUCAACAAGCUUUUGAACGACUUUAUCGAUUGUUUGAUGCACAAAAUCGAAAUCAAAAACAUGAUGGUAGCAUUGAUUUUGUUACUUUUAUGAUUGUAUCGAAUGUUCUCGAACGUGGUACAGCAACACAAAGAAUAAUUUUAUAUUUUCAAUCUUUUGAUGUAAAUAAUGAUCAAAUUAUAACACGUGAUGAUCUAGAAGCAUGUUUACCACCAACAGUUGAGUCUCGACAAUUAAUUCAACAAUUACUCAGACAAUGGGAUAUGAAUAGAGAUGGUGUAGUUACUCUAGAAGAUUUUCAACAAUAUGUUAUGACCAAUCCAGAAUUAUUGCCAAUGUUUGCUGAUCCCAAUGAAAGAGUUCGAAUGAGUAGUGUUACUAUUGAAUCAUCAACCGAUAAUAAUCGAUCUGCCGAUAUUUAUAAUAUUAAUCGUGGAACUUUUGCAAAAUCUCAAUAA
Molecule: messenger RNA, 516 nt
Organism: Rotaria sp. Silwood2
Lineage: Eukaryota; Metazoa; Rotifera; Eurotatoria; Philodinida; Philodinidae
Source: the annotation of a GenBank genome assembly